Molecule: messenger RNA, 789 nt
Organism: Guillardia theta CCMP2712
Lineage: Eukaryota; Cryptophyceae; Pyrenomonadales; Geminigeraceae
Exons: 2
Coding region: 1-789 (262 amino acids)
Source: RefSeq, a predicted model, not a curated record
AUGCUCUUCUCGCUCGUUCGAGGUUCACACUCUAACUUGACGCCACGGCAGUCGAUGGAGUCUGAGCCUCAGUCCAUCAAGCACAUCAUCCGCAGCAGCAGCAGUCAAACAAGACCGGGAUCAAGUUGGAACAUACGAAAGACAAACCAAAACCAAGAGAACCCUGUUGCAAAGAUUGACUCCACACUUCGUCUCCGAGCCAUGACGAGCAACGAAAAAGAGGAAGCGCUUGAGAAGAUGAAAGCAUAUUACAACGGCGAGGAUUCAAGUGGCAGUUCUCCCAAGCCAACAAGUCCUCAGAAGCUCUCACCGACCAGGUCGAGCCGCUCAGAUCCUUCGAAAGAAUGCAAGGUUCAAAUACAACUAGACAUGAGCUUCAAGGAUGCUGGCUGCAGCGAGAAUGUCUUUUUUCGCUCCAUCGCAGAGGACUUAGCUCACGCUGCUGGCUGCAAUUCUAACAAGAUCAGAGUGGUGGAUAUGGGGCAGCAACCUCUGAUACUGACCGUCGUUCUUGAAGAAGGCAUCUGUCCUCUUGGUCGCACCACGUUGGAUGUAGCACGGGACCUCAGGAUGCAAACUCUCGAAACCUCAUCAAAGUUACUUGAAGGCAAAUUCACUCGCCAUGUGCAACUCUUCUGGAUAAUGGCAAAAGACAACAUGCUUCCGCUGAGUUUGAACGGAUCGUUGAAUAUUUCCCCAGAUCGUUUCUCACAUCCUCCGCUCCCUCUGCACGAGACGGUCCAGCCGGAGUGGAAGCCCAUGGACACUCGCUAUCGCGUGACUCCUUGA